Messenger RNA from Dissoconium aciculare CBS 342.82, 981 nucleotides. RefSeq names its product NmrA family protein. The transcript has a single exon. The coding region runs from base 1 to 981 and encodes 326 amino acids. The record is from RefSeq and is a predicted model, not a curated record. NCBI's taxonomy places the organism in Eukaryota, Fungi, Ascomycota, Dothideomycetes, Mycosphaerellales, Dissoconiaceae.
AUGAUUCUCGUGAUCAGUGCAGCGGGCGGUGUCGGACGUCCUCUAGUUCGCAAGCUCAUCUCCAACGGGCUCAAGGUGCGCGCCUUUGUCAAGAAUGAGGAACAAGCCCAGCGAGCGAAAGCAGAUGGCGCAACCGAAGUCGUGAUCGGAGACCUCCGUCGACCUGGCGACCUUGAGAACGCGUUGCGCGGAGUCCACCAGGUUUAUCACUGCGCCCCGACUCAGCUUAUUGACGAACUGCCCGUGGCUGAACGACUGAUCGCGGCAGCCCGAGCCGAAAAGUUAGAUCACGUUGUCUUCCAGUCCGUCAUACACCCCGAUAUCGCCGAACUGCCACAUCAUCGGCAGAAACUACUGGUCGAGAGGCUGUUGAACGAGUCCGGCUUGCCAGUAACGAUUCUGCGUCCCUCGCACUACAUGCAGAAUGUGCUGGAUUUCUGGGACUUCUUCGGCGCCGGGCUUCUUCCAUAUCCCACCUCACCAGAGAGCCGAAUGGGUGUAGUGGAUUCGGACGACGUCGCUGUUGCAGCGGCCAAUGUGUUGACUCGACCAGAGGGCCACAUCGGAAAGACCUAUGACCUGUCUAGCGUGGAACUCACCCGCAAUGACAUGGCGCAGAUCUGGAGUCGGGUUCUCGGGCACUCGGUGACAGCUAUGCGCUUACCACCGCAGACGAUAACACAGCCUCUCGCUGCCGCUGGACCGUUCGGUGCAGCGGUAUUCCGCGUUUUGCUCUCGAGAGGACUGCAGUCCCUCCCCAAGCUCGUUCGAGGACUCCGCUCGGCGCCGAAUGCUCGCGGGUUCUCCACUUGGCCAGCCGACGCCCGGGAUACCUACGUGCAGAUGAUGAAAUACUACGACGUACACGGGCUCCCCGCGGGCAAUUUUGAUGACCUACCAAAGGUUUUGUCCCGACCCGGAUGCACGUACGAACAGUUUGCACGCAGAAUCGCGGUGGAACACGGGGUUGCGGUACCGUAG